This is a messenger RNA of Eruca vesicaria subsp. sativa (arugula), 1914 nucleotides long. NCBI's taxonomy places the organism in Eukaryota, Viridiplantae, Streptophyta, Magnoliopsida, Brassicales, Brassicaceae. The record is from the annotation of a GenBank genome assembly.
AUGGAUGAUCAAGAGGUUAUGGAUAUUGAAGCUCAGAUCGAGAAUGUCAACGAUGAUCCAACCCUUCCUUUUUCAAUUUUUAAAAAGGCUAAUCUUCCUAUCAUUUUAAAGUUUGAGAAUGUUGUGUACACGGUGAAGGUGAAGGAACAAAAGAACUGGCUAGGUCAAACCAAAGGCAAAACCGAAGAUAAGACCAUCUUGAAAGGUGUAAAUGGGAUCGUCAAACCAGGAGAGAUCCUGGCUAUGCUUGGUCCCUCGGGAAGUGGCAAGACCAGUUUGUUGACGGCUCUAGGAGGGCGUGUUAGUGAAGGGAAAGGGAAGCUCACAGGGAACAUAGCAUACAACAACAAACCAUUCUCCAAAGGUGUGAAGCGAGCCACAGGUUUCGUGACUCAAGACGAUGCGCUUUACCCUCACUUAACCGUUACCGAAACCCUAGUCUUCACUGCGCUUCUCCGGCUUCCGAACUCUUUCAAAAAACAAGAUAAGAUCAAACAAGCUGAGGCGGUCGUGACUGAGUUGGGUCUAGAUAGAUGUAAGAACACUAUCAUUGGAGGACUUUUCUUGAGAGGUGUUUCGGGUGGUGAGAGGAAAAGGGUUAGCAUAGGGCAAGAGAUUCUUAUAAACCCUAGUUUACUAUUUCUUGAUGAGCCUACUUCUGGUCUUGAUUCGACCACGGCUCAAAGGAUCGUGUCCAUUUUGUGGGAACUGGCUCGUGGUGGAAGAACGGUCGUGACAACUAUUCAUCAACCUUCUAGUAGGUUAUUUUAUAUGUUUGAUAAGAUCCUUCUCUUAUCAGAAGGUAAUCCUAUCUACUUCGGGCUUGGAUCCAACGCUAUGGAUUAUUUUUCUAGCGUUGGGUACUCACCAUCCGUUGAAAGGGUCAAUCCGUCAGAUUUUCUCUUGGAUAUAGCAAAUGGAAUUGGAUCAGAUGAAUCUCAGAGACCAGAGGCUUUGAAGACAGCUCUGGUUGCGGUUUACAAGUCUAAUUUGUUGGACAAUGUUAUCAAUGAUAUGAAAGGGCAAGACGAUCAUUAUAACCAAUCAAUAGAGAGUCCUGGAGAUUCUAAGCAUUUUGGAGACUGGCCAACAACAUGGUGGCAGCAGUUUUGUGUUCUCUUGAAGAGAGGCCUUAAGCAAAGGCGACACGAUUCUUUCUCUGGCCUAAAGAUUGGUCAGAUUUUUGUCGUGUCUUUACUAUGUGGUCUCCUUUGGUGGAAAACUGACCUUGCUCACUUACAAGAUCAGCUAGGGCUAUUGUUCUUUAUGACAUCCUUUUGGGGAUUCUUCCCUCUUUUCCAACAAAUCUUCACGUUUCCACAAGAGAGAAAAAUGCUUGAGAAAGAACGCUCCUCGGGCAUGUACAGGCUCUCGUCUUACUUCAUGUCCCGAGUUGUCGGAGAUCUUCCAAUGGAGCUUAUUCUGCCAACCAUUUUUCUCAUUAUCACAUAUUGGAUGGCUGGUUUAAGCCCAAAACCUGCUAACUUCUUUCUAACCCUUCUGAUCCUCCUUGUCCACGUCCUUGUCUCUGGUGGGCUAGGACUAGCCUUAGGUGCCCUAGUGAUGGAUCAGAAGACAGCCACGACGCUCGGGUCAGUUAUCAUGCUGGCAUUUUUGUUAGCAGGAGGAUUCUACGUUCGACAUGUCCCGGUGUUCAUCUCUUGGAUUAAAUAUAUAUCAAUAGGUUACUAUACCUAUAAACUAGUGAUAUUGGGUCAGUAUACGGAGAGUGAAUGGUAUCCUUGUGGUGAAGAUGGGGAAAUGAAGUGUUAUGUUGGUGACUUUGAAGGUAUUAGGCACAUAGGGUUUCAUGGUGGACUAGUCUCUGCCUUUGCCUUGGCUUUGAUGCUUGUUGGUUAUAGAGUAGUUGCUUACAUUGCUUUGAUGAGGAUUGGUAAGACCAAGUCUGGCUAA